AUGGAAAACACAUACCCGCGGAGGCACCAAUCACAUACAGCCACGUCACAGCAGCACUCUUCUGGUCCUGAUCUUCUACGCAGCAGAAGCGGAAGUAGUACUUCUCCGGCGAUAAACAACUCGUUAUACACUUCCAGCGUCAGCCAGAGAUUCACCACUCCACGGUCGAAGUCCACCGCCAAAUCGAGAAAUGGUUACAGAGAUGAGGAGAAAACGGUGAUCUCAAGCAUGCAAAAGAAGGGACAAGAGAAUAGAGAAGGCAACAAUCAGAAUGUAAGUUUUGACGUCCCUAAGUUGUCGCAACGCGGGAGUACUAGUCCGAGUCCGAGUCUGCGCUCUAGCUUCAGCUCAACAAAGGGGAGGAAGUCGUCGGCGACGUCUCCUUCGGCUUGGGCUUUGUCUCCAGGAAGGUCUUUGCCAUGCACCGUGGGGCCGGAGCUGACUGCGGUGGUAGUUGCUUCGCCGAGGCCGAGGGUUAAGUCCAGUGGCGGCGGAGUUGGUGGGGUUUUGAAGUACUUUAGGCUGCAGAAGAAAGGGUUCACCAUACAGGAGGAGGAGUUUCAUCAGUUUCGGAUUUUGCAUAAUAGGUUGCUCCAAUGGAGGUUUGCGAAUGCUAGAGCUCAGUCUGCCAUGGUUGCUUCACAAAAAGUUGCGCAGGGUAGAAUGUUUAGUGUGUGGCUUAGAAUCUCCAGAUUGAGGACCUACGUGUUCGAUAAGCAACUACAAGUGGAAAAGCUCAAGCAUCAAAUGAAGGUCUAUCAAAUUGUGUACCCUCAGAUUUCUCUACUGAAUGAAUGGGGGAAAUUAGAGAAAAAGAAUAUAGAAUCUGUUAGCAGGAUGGUGAGGAAGUUAUCCGGAAUUUCAAACACAAUUCCUUUGGCAAAUGACGCUAAGGGAGAUGUGGCGUCUAUACACGAAGCGAUGAUCACAGCCAUGGAUGUAAUGGCUGGUAUUCAAGCAACAGUCACUGAAUUGCUCCCACAGCUUGAAAAGCUACUUUACAUGGUUACGGAGCUUCUAAUCAUGCAGAAGCAACAAACAGAAUUGGAGAAAUAUAUAACAUCUGUCGUUAGUCUUAUGAAAGAGGAGACGAGCGUAAGAGUACAUCUCAUCCAAGUAGCGAAUGAAAAUCAAGGAGAGGCUCGGAAUUAUAUGUUUGAUUAA
Argentina anserina (silverweed cinquefoil) is the source of this 1164-nucleotide messenger RNA. RefSeq names its product QWRF motif-containing protein 7. NCBI's taxonomy places the organism in Eukaryota, Viridiplantae, Streptophyta, Magnoliopsida, Rosales, Rosaceae. Gene Ontology annotation, cellular component: nuclear microtubule; centrosome; cytoplasm. The transcript is spliced from 5 exons. Gene Ontology annotation, biological process: centrosome cycle; spindle assembly. The record is from RefSeq and is a predicted model, not a curated record. Gene Ontology annotation, molecular function: microtubule binding. Bases 1 to 1164 code for a protein of 387 amino acids.